Esox lucius (northern pike) is the source of this 2330-nucleotide messenger RNA. RefSeq names its product doublecortin domain-containing protein 2. The transcript has 9 exons. Gene Ontology annotation, biological process: cilium assembly; regulation of cilium assembly; intracellular signal transduction. The coding region runs from base 225 to 2330 and encodes 701 amino acids. Lineage: Eukaryota; Metazoa; Chordata; Actinopteri; Esociformes; Esocidae. The record is from RefSeq and is a predicted model, not a curated record. Gene Ontology annotation, cellular component: microtubule organizing center; microtubule; axoneme.
AUUACCGGGCACGCGGUAUAAAAAACGGAGGUAUAAAAAACGGAGCCCGCUGCGUGCUGGGUGAAAGAAGUCGACCGGUGUAUUCGGAACGUAAGGACACCGUGGAGCACUAUAUCACCUCGGAGGUCCCAUACGGGUCAUGACCGCGGUCCUAUUCUGGAGUACUGGUUGAGUCUGAAAUUGGAUCCCCAUAUUAAUAAAAUGGCCUGGGGUGUAAGGUCUUGAUGAACACUUUUACCACAGACAUGAACUCUGAAAAGCCCAAUUUUCUAUCACAACCUGUGGUGAAGAACAUUUUCGUGUAUCGAAAUGGAGAUCCCUUUUACGAGGCACGUCGUUUAGUGGUAAACCAAAAGCGGGUGUGCAAUUUUGACACUUUUCUUCGGGAAGUCACCGGGGGUGUGCAAGCUCAGUUUGGAGCGGUUCGGAACAUUUACACACCCAGAAUGGGUCACCGGGUGGCCUGUUUGGACCAUUUGCAGAGCGGAGAACAAUAUGUCGCCGCCGGCAGAGAGAAAUUCAAGAAACUGGAUUACUCACAGAUAGGAUCCAAAAAGAAAAGGAUGCUUCAAACUAAUUCUGUGCAGGCUAAACCGCUCCCCCAGAACCGAAUGGUCGCAUCAGCAAGAUUUCUGAAACCCAUCAAAGAACCCUGUGCGAUUUUCGUGGUGGCGAACGGCGAUGUGUUGAACCCAGCUGUUAGGCUGCUCCUCCCCCAGCGGAUACUGGGCCAGUAUGACAGGGUGCUGGAAAUGAUCACGGACAAGAUGGGCCUGAGGAUCCUGGGAGGCGUCAGGAGCCUUUACACCUUGGAUGGCAAUCAUGUCAACAAUGGAAAGGACCUGGAGAAUGGCCAGUUUUAUGUGGCUGUGGGGAGAGACAAGUUCAAAAGACUUCCUUACAGUGACCUCCAAUUCGCCAAGCCCAGAGGAACACGCAGGAUUAUAACAUCCAAAGCUUCCUCAUUACCCCCUAUUUACAGAUUUGGAAAACAUAAUGACAAUGGAGGCACCAAUCAUUAUAGCAGGUCCAUGGUACAGUGUGACAAGCCAGCCAAGACCUCUUCCUGUGACAAGGACCUUGUGUCAGCUGUCGUCAGGGAGACGUCCCGGCAGAGACUAAUGAUCCUCAGGAAUAAGAGGAGGGGCAUCAGCAUCUCCUUGGCAACACAGGACAACGAUGACGAGCAGAAAGAGGAAGCAGAAAGCCCCGAAGAGAAUGACGACUCAUCUCCAUGGAGUAACCGGUUCACUGAAGAUAGGCCGACAGAGGACGGUAAAGCCUCCUCUGACACAGAGGAGAGUCUAGAGGGGAGACGGGAAAAUAAAGAGACUACCGUGAACUCCACAGAGGAACCACAAGAUAAUAAAGAGGAAGUGGCUCCUAGGAGCACAGAGGAGGUCUCAGACCAUGAGGAGAACCAGGACUCUGUAGACCAAGCCGAGGGGGUCUCGGACCAUGAGGAGAACCAGGACUCUGUAGACCAAGCCGAGGGGGUCUCAGACCAUAUGGAGAACCAGGAGUCUGUAGACCAAGCCAAGGAGGUCUCAGACCAUGUGGAGAACCCGGAGUCUGUAGACCAAGCAGAGAAGGUCUCAGACCACAUGGAGAACCAGGAGUCUGUAGACCAAGCAGAGAAGGUCUCAGACCAUGUGGAGAACCAGGAGUCUGUAGACCAAGCUGAGGAAGCUGGAAACUCUCCAGCCAAGGAUGGAGAGGAGGGAGAAGGGAAUGAGGGAGAAAAUGACAGAAAAAAGGAUGAAGAAAAGGACAGUGAGACAGAAGCAGGGGGGGAGGAGAAUGCAGUUGAUACUGCCGAGGGAUCAGGGAUCAGAAAUGAGAAAGAAAAUACAAAGAGAGAUGAAGAGGUAGAUGCUGCAGAGACAGAAGGGCUGGAAACUGGAGAGACCGGAGGAGGGGAAACUGGAGAGACUGGAGGAGGGGGAACAGGAGAGACCGGAGGAAGGGAAACAAAAGAGACCGGAGGAGAGGAAACAGGAGAGACCGGAGGAGGGGAAACGGGAGAGACCGGAGGAGGGGAAAAGGGAGAGACCGGAGGAGGGGGAACAGGAGAGUCCGGAAGAAGGGAAACAAAAGAGACCGGAGGAGAGGAAACAGGAGAGACCGGAGGAGGGGAAACGGGAGAGACCGGAGGAGAGGAAACAGGAGAGACCGGAGGAGGGGAAUCAAAAGAGACCGGAGGAGAGGAAACAGGAGAGACCGGAGGAGGGGAAUCAAAAGAGACCGGAGGAGAGGAAACAGGAGAGACCGGAGUAGAGGAAACAGGAGAGACCGGAGGACAACAGGAUGAGCAUGACAAUCAAGAAUAG